CUUGUCACACAGUAAAGUUUCCCUGGAUCCUCCACUCUGCUGUUACCCGGAGGUCGAGCACGCUAUUAAAAAGAAUAAAAAUGACAAGGUAAAGCAUUCCUACGAGUCUUUUUUUUUCCAUGGACUUGACCGUUUGAUAUCCGAAGAAGCCCAGGGGGAUUCAAAGCAGGCCGAAGUCAAGCAUAUCAGCUCAAAUCCCUGGCCGCCGUUCCCGAGACGUCCACGGCUCCCCGCUGUCCCCGCUGUCCCAUCAAGGUGCCUUUCAACAUGGCGACACCAAAAGCACACGCUGCACAGUGAGCCAGAGGAGAGUCACGGACGUUACACGUCAUCAUCAUCAUCAUCAUCAUCAUCCUCAUCUUAAAGCAUCCCGGCGCAGCGCCAGCGUGGUGCCGCCAUGCAUCUGGAGGUGAAGGUUGCCCUCAACUUCAUCGUGUCCUACUUGUACAAUAAGCUACCUCGCCGUCGAGCUGACCUUUUCGGAGAGGAACUGGAGAGGAUUCUGGUGUCUCGCUUUGAGGGUCACUGGUACCCGGAGGACCCUCUUCGAGGUUCUGCGUUUCGCUGCCUUCACUUGGGAGCCCCCAGGGACCCGGUUGUGGAGCUGGCCGCCAAGAGAAGCGGACUGGACACGGAUGAAGUGCGGGCCAACGUCCCCGCGGAACUGAGUGUGUGGAUCGACCCCUACGAGGUGUCCUAUCAGAUCGGAGAAAAGGGGGCGGUGAAGGUGCUGUACCUGGAGGGCCCGUCGGGCCUCGGAUGCGAUGGCGAGAUUCCCGACGGGGUAACGCGGGAAGCUAAAGGAGACACGGAGUUGGACGAAGCCAAGAAUCUGGGCUUCAAUCCAGACGCUCAGGUCUUCAUCCCGAUCGGAAGCCAGUCUUCUCCUUCCCUCAUGCCGCCCCUCUCCGGUUCGCCCACCCCGACGUCCGCCCAGCCCUGCCCCGGGCUCUUCGGCUAUCCCACCUCCAGCUCGCCCGCCGCCCCCGCCGCGCACUCCUCCAACACGUCCACGCCUUCCCCUCCCACCAGCGGGCUCCCCUAUGUCGCCGCUCAGCAGCCCGCCCCCUCCCUCCCGGCGGCCCGGCCCCAACCCAUCACUUUCACGACAGCCGCUUUCGCCGCCACCAAAUUCGGUUCCACCAAGAUGAAGAAAAGCAGCGUGACCGGCUCCUCGGCGACGUCCAACGGCGGGGUCGGGGUCCCUGCACAGAGGAUUCUCUCCCACUCCCCCACCGCCAUCUUGGCUCCGGAGCUGCUUAAGCACAAGCCGCUGUCUCUCUCCAUGCACUCGCUCGGGGGCCCCCUCCCCAGCCAGCUGUCCCCCAACGCCAAAGAGUUCAUCUACCCAGGAUCCCCGGGUUCCCUCUACUUUGACGCCGACCCCCAGCCCGUGCAAGCUCACGCCACCCCGUUCCAGCCCACCCACCCGUCGUUUGACCCUUUCUCUAGCCCUCCUCCGCCCCAGAGUGUGGGCAUCGUGGGCGCCAACGGCGAGAUCUCCUACAUGGAGAAGCCCCCGUUUGUCGAAGGCCUGGGGGGCUACAGCCUGCAAUAUCCCAGCCAGUCCUUCCAGCCGGUUGUGUUGGCUAACUGAGCGUAUGCUACCUUUGUCAACAAACUAAUAGCACUGCUAACGCAAGCUAACACUUUUUCUAGGAGUUUAGUCUCAUUAGCUCAUGAUAGCUUUGGUUUUUGUCCGCAUUCGCUGGGCCAACUUCCUCUUUUAUCAUCGCCAAGCUCAUCGUUAUUCAUCCGACGACAAGUCAUGAUGGACGCUGGCUGUGGCCGAGAUGCAGUUUGCACGGCACUGUGGGGGGCUGGGGGGUGGGGGGGCCAAGUGCUGCACUUUGCAAUCUGUUCCAACCGGGGGUGGGUGUGCGUUCGUGCGUGUGUAUUGUUGUGAUGCUGGGAUUUUGUCGUUGGCUCAAGCUGGAAAAGUGACAUCACCAGCAGCGGAUAUGGAAAAGCGGCUGCAGCGCGCCCACGAUGCGUUCGGACACACAAAGUGGGGAAUGCGAUUCAUCCGUGGAAACCUGAAGCUUUGCAUUUUAAGUAGACGGCGCUCACGUGCGGACGCCUGCAGUCAUAUGCACGAGGGGGGGUUGACAAACACAUUUCCCAUCGCGUGUGUGUGAAGGUGAACAGGCACAGGAAGGGGAUGGGGGGGGGUGUGACUUUGAGGACGUCUUGAGUGCUCCUCGGCGAGGAAGGCGGCAAAGGGGGCUGGCAUCUGCUGUUAUUGACUUUGAGACGGGGCGUUCUUAAACCCCCCCCCCCACACCCCACACACACACACGUUGGCGGCGAGCUUAAAUGCCACCGAAGCGGACGUAGAUGAAUGUCGGUUAUCGGCGGCAGGCUUCUGUUGCCGUCUUUUUCAGGUGUAACGUCUCCAUGAUCGGCCCCUCCUUUAUAAGGGCACGCCCAAAUGUCCAGUUAGCACUUUAUCGGAAUUUAAGGUGCAAGCGUACUGUUAUCAAACGUGUUGAUGGCGUGGAAAAUGAUUGACUCUUAUAUGUCCAUUGAAUGUUUUCUACGUAUGUAUUCAUCGGUUUUUCUACCUGGAGACACUUAUGCUUACACUACCCCCCCCCACCCUAACCCCCCCAACCUCUUUGUAAAAUGUUAGCCUAGCGAGGAAUUCUUCUUCUUCUGUGAUAAAAUCUAUUUUUUUGGUUUUUGCCAGCCAUGUUGAAAAAAAAACAAAUGUAAUGUAAAUAGAAAGUUCUUACGUUGAGAUUCUUGAUUUAGUUUCUUACACGGCGAAGUUAUUUUUUCAGAUAUGAACAUGAAUAUAUGCAAACCGAGACAAAAAGCUUAAAGAUGUGCAGUCGCGUAUUGAAUGUGUAUCGUACCUUGUACCGUACAACGUGAAGUCCGAUGAGACGGGUAGAUGUUGAAUGUUUACAAACGGUGGAUAUCCUGUCGCUUGGUCAAUCGGAAAACACUAGAACCCCCCCACCACCCCCCGACCCCUCUCGUUAAUUUCACCGACAGUCAAUGGAGUGAUGGAUUUAAGAAGUUGACAUAUUACGUCUUUAUGAUGGAGCCAUAAAACGUUCUUACGGGGUUUUCUACCUCCCAUGUCCCCGAUUCAGACCCCUGAUGGCGGCUUUGGAAGGUCGUACCGUUGGUCGCCUGAGUAACGGCGAAACGGCUGAUUUCAAAAAGCGUACGUGAAGGCCGUCCUCCAAUCGGGGGUUGAAGAGAAACUCCCAAUUUUUGUAUUCCGAUGUCCUUUUUUGCUUAUCAUGUUUUAUUUUGCACUUUGGAAUAUUUCAUUGUUAUAAAAGAAGUUUAUUUUCUAAGCGGAAUGGAACAUUUCAGAGAUACACAAAUAUACUUCUUUCCUUUUCUGCCUGUAUUUUUUAUUGUUUCCUAUUUUCUAUCUGAUCCGUACACCCUGUAGAUGUAACGAGUUUCACGGAACGGGGCGUUACAGCAGUUUCUUAUUGUACCCGAUUUCUUUUUUAAGUUUAUAAUAAAAAGACCAGUAAAGCAUGGAAAACGAGAUGAUUGUCUCGGUGUGGUUAUUGCAGAGCGAGGCAUGGCGCCGACCUCCACGUUUUAAAAAGGAGAUCCCGUAUCUGAAACGCUACGGUGAUGCACCCCAAUAUGGCGGUAAACAAACUCCGGUGAUGUUUGAUCAAUUAUUCAGAGAUCAAAUUCCCGGCUGGUGAGGCGCCAGAUUGCUGAACGCCCACCUCAGAUGAUGUUACCUCACGUUUCAUCAUGCGGCACCCGGCCCGAUCUGGUGUGGGAGCGCUUGGGCCUGCCUGCUAGCCCGGACAUUGUAACGUGGAGCGACAUUAACAUGCAUGGCCGCCCUCCUCUUCCUCCAUCCCCAGUCUCUUUGCCCCGCCUUAGCACUUCCUGCCCAUCCACCCCCAAGCACCUCCUUCUCAGGAGCCUCCGUGCUUUGUCCUUGUCGUCCCUUCGGAUUCCCAGAACCCCUCCCUUGCAUCCUCACUUUCGUUUCUGGAUUC
Messenger RNA from Doryrhamphus excisus (bluestripe pipefish), 3989 nucleotides. RefSeq names its product transducer of ERBB2, 2 (gene tob2). Gene Ontology annotation, cellular component: nucleus; cytoplasm. The record is from RefSeq and is a predicted model, not a curated record. NCBI's taxonomy places the organism in Eukaryota, Metazoa, Chordata, Actinopteri, Syngnathiformes, Syngnathidae. Gene Ontology annotation, molecular function: transcription corepressor activity. Gene Ontology annotation, biological process: regulation of gene expression.